Messenger RNA from Nerophis lumbriciformis (worm pipefish), 1062 nucleotides. The record is from RefSeq and is a predicted model, not a curated record. NCBI's taxonomy places the organism in Eukaryota, Metazoa, Chordata, Actinopteri, Syngnathiformes, Syngnathidae.
AUGCAUAGGUUCAUUGAGAAAAAUAAAUCCAUUCAGGAGACUCCACAGCAUCUCUGCGUCAGCGCUGACGUCACCAGCAAUGAUAAAGACGUUUGCAAAGACGCUCCGUUUGUCCCGACCGUCACCGCCAUCUCCUCCAGUCCGGAUUUCCGGUGGAUGGUCCAGCCGACGAUCAUUACAUCUGUCUCCCCGUCUCCGGGUUGCGAGCGAGCCAACGAGGCGCAAAGCUCUCGCCGCCAAAACCGGGCGACACCCAUAAGAGAGAGCAGGAAUAAGGGGAAGAAUGCGGUGCGAAAGGCAAAAGCGGAGCAGCUGUCCCCGGAGGAGGAGGAGAAGAAGAGGAUCCGAAGGGAGAGGAAUAAAAUGGCUGCCGCCAAGUGUCGCAACCGACGGAGGGAACUGACGGAUACGCUGCAAGCUGAGACGGACAAACUGGAGGAGGAAAAAGCAUCCUUGGAGACAGAAAUUGCCAACCUCCUCAAAGAGAAGGAGCGCCUGGAAUUCAUCCUGGCCACCCAUCAACCGGCUUGCCAAAUGUCCCGGGACACGGAGUCCGACGGCUCCCCGGAAAGUCCGGAGGAGCCGGGCGGUCUCCCGGACGACGGCGUUCGGGAAGCUCCUUCGCUCCAAGAGACGGACGUCCCCGGCGAUCCGUCGGCGGCCAUCUCGGGGAAUUCCGACAUCCUGUUGUGCGCCAGCGCCCAAAUCGACGUCUGCGAUCUGGAACCUUCGCUGGACAUCGAGGAGGGGCUCCUGGACCAAAUGCUGCCCGCUUUAGAGGACGAGCCGCCCGGGGAGACGGCGCGAUCCGUUCCGGACAUCGACCUGAGCGGCUCCCUCGGCGUCUCGGACUGGGAGACUCUGUACAGGUCGGUCUCCGGCGACCUGGAGCCCCUCAGUACUCCCGUGGUGACCUCCACCCCGACCUGCGGCGGCUACCUGUCCGUCUUCACCUUCUCCUGUCCCGAGCUGGACUUGCUCGCAGAGGGGCCGGAGAGCCACAAAGGAGGAAAAAGCGAAUCUGUCGACCGCCUCAAUUCCCCGACUCUACUGGCCUUAUAA